AUGACCCGGCCUUACGUUUACUACUCUGCUCUUGUGGCUUUCGUUGCUGCGACGGCCAUGACCAUCGCGUCCAUUGCGAUUCCGAAUUGGAUUUCUUACUCAUCCACUUCGGUCGACGGCGAGACAUACUCGAAGCACAUCGGUCUACACAAAACCUGCUCAGAUCUCAACGAUCCGCCAUGCCGCGUCUUCCCGACCGAGGACCAAUGCCAGGGCGACGAACGCUAUUUCUGUGGCGUCUGGCGCACCAUGGGCUUCCUUGCAUCCUUCGCUACCGUCAUCUAUCUCGCCGGCAUCGUCUCCUUUGUGGUGGUCAUGGCAGGAGGCAAGUUCAAGCGCGAGGUUGGCUGGAAAGUGCUGAGCCCCCUGCUUCUCCUGGCCGCUCUUGUCGAAUUUGUCAUCAUGGGUGUCGUGGUCUACAUUUACAACAAUGACGAUCAGUUCACCGUUCCCGGCUGGGGCCUAGAUACGUCUUGGUUCCUCUGCACUGUUAGCGCCUCCAUUGCGGUGCUCUGCUCAGUAGGCCUGCUCCUUUCGGCCUACCUGCUUCCGCCCGAGGACGACUACGAGUUCCUGCAGGACCCUGUAUCCUAG
This is a messenger RNA of Sodiomyces alkalinus F11, 594 nucleotides long. RefSeq lists its product as hypothetical. The transcript has 3 exons. NCBI's taxonomy places the organism in Eukaryota, Fungi, Ascomycota, Sordariomycetes, Glomerellales, Plectosphaerellaceae. The coding region runs from base 1 to 594 and encodes 197 amino acids. The record is from RefSeq and is a predicted model, not a curated record.